This is a messenger RNA of Epinephelus fuscoguttatus (brown-marbled grouper), 1818 nucleotides long. RefSeq names its product perforin-1-like. Lineage: Eukaryota; Metazoa; Chordata; Actinopteri; Perciformes; Serranidae. The transcript has 3 exons. Bases 89 to 1816 code for a protein of 575 amino acids. The record is from RefSeq and is a predicted model, not a curated record.
UGUGAGAAUAACGUUGGUGCUCAAGACUCCACCUCCAAAUCAAUUCUAUAAGACAGGUCAGACAUUGUGAGCUACUGAACACAGUCUGAUGUCAACAGCCACGAUGGCCAGGCUGUGGCAUCUCAUGUUCCUGUGCUGGGCAUGGACUCCUCUGUGUCUGCUGUCCAGUGUAAGCUUCAGAGGUACACCACAGGAGUGUGAAAAGGCUCCCUUUGUCCCUGGUUACAAUCUGGGUGGAGAGGGCUUCGACAUCGUCACAAUGGAACGGAAAGGUGCCUAUGUCAUCGACACUGAAACAUGGAAGCUUGGCAAUGGCACAUGCAGGCUAUUCAGCAACAGCUACAUGAACCGAGAGAGCCAGAAGGUUCCAGUUGCCGUGGUGGACUGGAGAACCCUCCCUAAGUGCAGUUUGAAGGUCUCCGGUGUACUCUAUGAUUCUGUCGAAGCUCUUGUCAAUGAUUCCACCUCAGCUGUGUCCAAUGAUUGGAAAGUUGGCCUUGAAAUCCCUGUAGACCCAUCUGUCACUCUUGGUGUUGGCUUUGGAGGUUCCCACUCCAAAGAAUCUAUCUUUGGCAUGCAGAAGUCCAAACAAGACCGCUACACCUUCUCUGGCCAUUCUGUCUACUGUAACUACUACCGCUACAGACUGGCAACAAAACCUCCACUGAGUCAUGAUUUUGAAUCAGCUGUGAACUCCCUUCCUUCCUAUUCACCCAAAACAUUGUCAUUAUAUCGCAACCUGAUUGACACUUAUGGUACACAUUACAUCACACAAGUGUCGCUAGGAGGGCAAAUAAAAGCAAUCACUUCCAUCAAGACCUGCAAGGCAACCAUGAAUGGACUGACAGCAACAGAAGUCAAUGACUGUCUGUCAGUGGAGGCCUCUGCUAGCUUUGCAAGCACUGCCAGCAUUAAGGCCGAAUACAAGCACUGUCAGGAAAAGAAGAAGAAGUUAGGCCUUACCCAAAAUUUCCACACCAUGUUUAAUGAGCGUAACACAGAGGUCAUUGGUGGACACAUUGACGGUGCUGAUAUCCUCUUUGCAGACCAAACAAACCCAUCGGUCUAUAACAGCUGGUUUGGAUCACUGAAAACCACUCCUGAUGUGGUCCAAUACAACCUAAAGCCACUGCACACCAUACUCUCAAGUGCUCAUCCUGCCAGGGCCGGACUGAAGCAAGAGGUGGAAAAGUACAUCAAGAAAAAUGCAGUGUUGAAAAAAUGCUCAGAAACCUGUCAGAUUGGGCAAAGAUCCAAUAAAAGGGAUCCUUGUGCUUGUGUUUGCAACAGUGAUCAGAAUAUCAAGUCAAACUGCUGUCCUGCUGGGAAAGGUCUUGCUACAUUAAAGGUUUUCAGGCUCUAUGCACAAGGGUUGUAUGGUGAUAGGUGGACUCAGACAGAUGGUUCAGUUGAGGUGAGAUACGGAGAUCAGGUAAAGCGCACUGCCAUCAUAAGUAACAACGACAAUCCCACAUGGUCGGAGAAAUUUGAAUUCGGACCCAUCGUCAUUAAUAUGAGAGACAAACUUACGUUCCGUGUUUAUGAUGAGGAUACCUACUGGGAUAGUGAUCUACUUGGUGAGUGUUCAUUUGAUCUGCAUAGAGGGAAAGUGAGUGACAGCUGUAUGUUUGACCAUGGUACCUUCUUCUUCUCCUACAUAGUAGAAUGUGCACCAAGUCUCGGUGGUCACCAAUGUCAAGAAUACAUGCCCUCCCCCAUGAGUCCCUCUUUGGCCAAGGUCUUCCACACCAGAAAUGGGGUCCUUCUUGGAGACCUGGGGAAGAGGUAUGCUAAGUCACUCAGUCAGUCAGGUUAAGG